AACGGUUUGAAUAUUUUUCCUCUUAACAAUUAUUUCACAAUAGUAUGAAGGGGGAGGGGUAAUUAUUGAUAUUAUCAUUAAAUUGAUUGAUUUCAGUCAAUUUAUUAAACAAAAUGAACGGUGAAGGGAAACAUCAAACGUGACUAAGUUUUCGUUUGUUAUCGUUUCAAGUACAAGAAAUAAACAUCACAAAUGUAUAGGACAAAAGUUAAUAUUAGUCUUUAUAAAAAUUCUUUGUGGCCUUUGCGUGUAUUGAUGCAUAUUUGUAAUGCACUGCCAUGGCAAUUCGAUGAACUUAAUAGUUUUGAUCACAAUGGAUUAUCUUGUAAUAUAAUAUGCUGGAGAUUACUUCAUCAAUUGUUGGUUAUAUUACUUGUGGGAUGGCUGUCUAUGCUGAGAAUCAAUCAUUUUGAAGAUGUUUAUUAUGAAAAAACGGAUAUAUUUUCAAUUGGCAUGGAUGCUAUAAGAUAUGGCAUAUUAACGGCUAUUCACCUAAUUGUUUAUUGGGAAAAUACAUGGAAGGCACUAACUUAUGUAGAGCUAUUCAAAAAUUUCGAAACAAUACUGCAAAAAUUUCGGCUCUAUCUAAAAUUUGAAGUUAAUACAACUUACUUGUUUCUAUACGUCGCACUAUUGUAUAGCAUGUUGACUUUGAAUAUUCUUAUUACCUUCUUUGUGAUAUAUUUGCGCUAUUUAAAAUCUCUAAAUGCAAUUCGUUUGUUAUUGGAACAAUAUAGUGAAACUAUUUUAAAAUUUAAGUUGCUGGAGUAUGCAUUGUUUCUGGUUAUUAUUGUGACAAUUCAAAGGCACUUGAAUGCAUUUGCCGCGCAUUAUUUAAGAACCACGGUGUUGAGAUUGAGGACUAUGCCUGAAGGCAAAGAACAAACGGACAUUUUAAACAUCAUUGGAAUUCUACAAGACAUACACAAUCUUCUGGUUACCAAUGUAAAUCACAUAGAAAAUUACUUUAACUGGAGCCUGCCCAUGUUGAUUUUGAGAAUGUUUACCGAAAUUGUUCUAACGUCAUAUUGGAUGUAUUACAUAACAGAUUAUGAACUAUCUCGUUUAUAUCAUCUAUAUGGCUACUCCUCGAUAAUAUUACAACUUAUGUUCUUAUUUGUAAUAUGUGCCUUAUGCUCACAAAGUGAAAAAUUGGACACACAACUUGCAAACAUUUUGCACAUGUCAAGGCAUCAACGCCAUAAUCCCCUUUUAAAUGGAUUACUCAAUGAAAUGUCCUUGCAGUUAUAUCAUCAACAAAUAAAAUUUACUGCAGGUGGUUUUGUUGAUGUAAAUUAUAAAGUAUUUGGAAAGUUCAUUUUUGCAACCGUAUGCUAUGUUGUGAUCCUUAUACAAUUCCAUAUGUUAAUCUAGGAAUCAUCCCUUAAACGAUUUCCAAGUCAACGUUAUAUCAUUUUAAUGAAAUAUACCAUUAAAUUUUGAACAUACUAUUGUAUUACAAUUGUUGUAUCAAAAAUUGCAUAAAUGAACCAAGGAGGUUUAAGCGAGAAAGCGUCGGCAGCUUCGUUUUUUUGUGGAAAUGACCAGCUCUGUAUAUCAACAGCCUUAUACUUAUAUUAUACACUAACAAUUGUCCGCUACUUCGUCAGUGAAAAGUGUACCUUAAAAUUAGAAAAUAUAAAAAGUGUACCUUAAAAUUAUAGUAUCAAAUCGACUUUUAAAUAUACAACAGUUGGUUUUGUUUA
Musca domestica (house fly) is the source of this 1706-nucleotide messenger RNA. Its product is annotated as putative gustatory receptor 98a. The transcript has 4 exons. Gene Ontology annotation, cellular component: axon; membrane; dendrite. Gene Ontology annotation, biological process: sensory perception of taste. Bases 193 to 1374 code for a protein of 393 amino acids. NCBI's taxonomy places the organism in Eukaryota, Metazoa, Arthropoda, Insecta, Diptera, Muscidae. The record is from RefSeq and is a predicted model, not a curated record.